Messenger RNA from Parasteatoda tepidariorum (common house spider), 2118 nucleotides. RefSeq names its product innexin inx2. The record is from RefSeq and is a predicted model, not a curated record. Gene Ontology annotation, cellular component: plasma membrane; gap junction. Gene Ontology annotation, molecular function: gap junction channel activity. NCBI's taxonomy places the organism in Eukaryota, Metazoa, Arthropoda, Arachnida, Araneae, Theridiidae. Gene Ontology annotation, biological process: phototransduction.
GUUAUUUUAGCUUUAAAAAAAGUAUAUCUUAAAACCUUAUCUUUAUGAACACUUCAUUUUACUAAGCUUAUCUCAUACCUGUAGACAAAGUUCAAAUGCAUAACUCCACCUUACAUGAUAACAUAAGGAGUCUAUUUCCUUUAUUGUUCAUGGACGGCUGAUAAUAUUGAUAAAAAAUUGAGUGUUUUCUUAGUUGGAAAAAAAUGAGUUUUAGAUAAGGUAAAAAGAAUUUGGAAUUGAAUUAUGCGUACUUGUUGGAAAAUUAAUGUUUGUUUGUGAAAAAUCUGACUUAAUAUGCAUUUUGCUGUGUUUAAACUAUAAACAAUAGUUAUUGAUUUUUAAUUUUUGUUUCAAUUGUAAAACUGUUUAAUAAACAUGGAGAAGGUUUUGUUUGCUGAUCUUUUUACCAAGACAUUGAGAAAAACUCUUGUUAAAGUACCAAGAGUGGUCAUUGAUGAUCCAAUAUUUAGACUACAUUACAAAGUCACUGGAUUGGCUUUGCUCUUUGCCAGUAUCUUGGUUUCAGGUUACCAGUUUUUUGGUAACCCAAUUAUGUGCAUUCAGAAGGAUGACAUACCAGAACAGCUUCUUAACACAUAUUGCUGGAUUGAGUCAACAUUUACAUUGCCUAAAGCUCUCUUUCAAGAAGUGGGUGUGGAGGUUGUAUAUCCAGGAGUUGGAAAAUACACUCAAGGCGAUGAAAUUGUAACGCACGCCUACUACCAAUGGGUAUGUUUUAUGCUUUUGCUGCAAGCCAUUAUGUUUUGCUUACCAAAUGUUCUAUGGAGAGCCCUUGAAUCUGGAAAAAUGAGGAGUCUGAUUAAAAAGCUUUAUGAGCCAAUUCCUGUAUUGGAAGAAGGUCAAGAUCUUGAAACGUGGUUCAAAGGAAUUGCAAAUUAUUUUAGAUUAGGACGCAGUGAGCACCAACAAUAUGCUAUGAAAUUCUUCGUAUGCGAGGUAUUGAAUUUCGUUAAUGUAGUUGGCCAGAUCUUCUUAAUUGAUAAAUUUCUUGGUGGAGAAUUCAGGAAUUACGGUACAGAAGUUUUUAAAUAUGCCAAUACUGAACAAGAGGACCGCUUUGACCCGAUGAUCAGAGUAUUUCCACGUAUUACAAAGUGCACCUUUCACAAGUACGGUUCCUCAGGUGACGUGCAACGACAUGAUGCGCUGUGUCUUUUGCCUUUGAAUAUUCUUAAUGAGAAAAUUUUUAUCGUGAUGUGGUUUUGGUUUGUUAUUUUGGCCAUUUUAGGCGGUCUGUUGAUAGUUUACAGGUUGAUUGUCAUGAUUUCUAAUCAGGCCCGUUUCUUGCUGCUGUCCUGCGUUGCAAGUUUGAGUGCAAAAGGAGAUAUUAGGGACGUUAUAGCCAACCUUAGUUAUGGAGACUUUUUCAUGCUUUAUACUUUGGCUGAUAAUAUUGAUAAUUUGCAUUUCCGCCAAAUAAUCCUUCUCAUAAAAGAAUCGCAAUAUGAAAUGCAAUCAACGAUGCGCGCAACAAGUCCAAAUAAAUUGAUAAUUGAUGUACCUGAUAAAGGUUAUCCAUCAAAAGCUAUGUCUUCUAAGGAAAGUGAUGCUUUAAUAGAUAAUGGUGAAAGCUCAGUAUGAAAGACAUAAAGCUAUUGUUUAAAACUGAGUUCAGUCUUUAAUAUACAUCAUUUUAUUUUGUGCUUUAAAUAUUAAUGUUAGUUUUGUUUGCUUUAGAUGUUAGACUUAUUAUUUUUUUCAUUAAUAUACUUUGUGUAUACCUUUAUUUCUAAAAUAUAGAUUAACUUCUAUUUUAAUAAAAAUAUAUAUGGUUGGAUUUAGCUGCAUUAAAAAUUCUUCAUUGGAUGCACUGUGAAUACAUUUGUUUAUGAAAUAAGAAUUUUUGAUAUGUAAAAAAAUUUAAUCAAUUUUUUUUCAUUCAUUUUUAAUAAAUGCAUUUAUAAUUAAAAUGACUUGAAUAAAAGUGUAUUUAAGUUUAUAUUGUGCAGUAAAAACUGUAAAAGUCUAUCUACAAUUAUUACUACCUUUAGAACAUAAUAUCACAAGUUCAUAUAAUAAUCUAUACAAAAUUAUUUUUCUGCUUUUUUUUUAUUUUUUUUAUUUUUUACUUUAAUAAAAAAUAUUGACAUUGGUGAA